AUGCUGAGCCCACGAGAUUUCGAUAAUGCCCGACGCACAUGUUCCCAAUGGAUGCGGGUAAGCUUAAAUGAAGGCCUCCUGGAGUGCAUGCUCAAACGCGCUGGCUGGUGGGACUCGUGGCAGCGCGACUGCCGGACAGAGAUCCUAUCUGACUCGCUGGACGAGAGUCUUGCGUGGAGGAUGAGCAGACGCUUUGCGACGGAAUGUGUCCUAUCUGGGCGGAAAAUGAACGUGGAGAGGCCAGGCUUUUUGACGACAUGUUCCGUGGACUUCUCUAACCUUUCAUACGGACGACCAGAGCGUACCGCCAAGUCACUCCGUGCAGAUAUGAACGACCACCGACACGCGAGUCGGGGGAAAUCCAAGUUCCACGUUAGCAACUGCGGCCACUAUCUCCUGGUCACUAUGGACUGCAGGAUUUACGUUUACCAUCUGCUCACCAAAAAGUUCGGGAGCCGUCUACAACUCAAUGCAGAAGACGAAAAGGAAAUGGACCUAGCUCUGCUUGCUUGCGUGACUUGUCCAUUGGGGGUGGUCACAACUACUAUGGAUACAAGCGGCUCGAAGUUGGUUCUUGCGGCAUUGCUGCGAAAUCGUGUGGGGAUGGUGUGCGACCUAACUGCUCCGAAUGAUGCUGAGGGCGAAAAUUCAAAGCAUUUUGCCCCCUUGGGUUCUCCUAGGGCAGGUGGCUCGCCUAUGCGAAGGGGGACGCCUAGUAUGGAAUUGACUGCCCAACACUACUUUCACGACGUUUGCUCCACGGAAGAUCGCCCGCGCAGCAUUGCUAUCUGCCCAGGCCGUCACUGUGUGGCUUUCGGCUGCGGUACUAGUGUCGAGCUGCAUUGGAUCGAUGACAAGACCAACCGUGAAUGCCGCCAGCAGUUCCCAAUGUCGCAGCCCUCCGAAAUCCUCCAUUUUCUUCCCAAACAGUCAGAAUCUCCGGCUGACUUGCGGCUCAUCUCGUCACUGGCUGGCCCAGCGACGCCCAGCUGCCACUGCCACUCGGCGUCACAGGGAGAAAGACAUCGGCCUUGUCCUCUGCGUCUCUUGGCGGAUGUGCAAUGCUUUACGCGAUGGACCCCGGAACAGAACAGCAGUCUGAGCCUGCUCAGAGCAACUCAUUGCCACCACUACCGCGCGAUUCCCAUCAACGAUGGCCUGCACAUUCUGUUCAUCGAGCCGCGUACCAAUCUGCUCUGUAUCGGCUCUGAUGCCCCUAUUGGCGGAUCCACGAGCCUCACAAGGGCUCUCGUUUGUGUCCCACCACCUUCCAACCACACCACGCACGGCAUCAGGGAGGAAUUAGCGCCUACGAUAUUCGCAGCAGGAUCUGACCUCGGAUGGGGUUUACGAAUAGUUGCCGCCUACGGGGACCGGGUCGUCCUGUAUUCCGUGCCUCUUGACGUCUUCAACGUCAUCCGAAAGGAGCGCGAGAAGCAAGGAGAGAACGUCAUCGGCGACAGCGACCUCGCGAGAGACUGGUUUCUAGACAACAACCACAGAUCCCAAAAGCGCCGCGACAGCCUGGUCCAAAACCAGAACGGUGACUGGGAAUCAUUGCUCAGCGUCAGCUACCGACCCACGGCCACAAUGUGGCCGUUCAAGAUCUACGGCAAGCAGAUCGGUCGUAUGCCAAACGUCGUCGAACUAGCCAUCCAAACUUCCUCCGGCGGAGCCCGUAUCUGGGCGUUCGGCGCAUCAGGCAAAACGAACAUCAUCGACGUGGAUACGUUCACUUCACCCGCCCAGCAAGCCUCAGACAUCCCAUACAAGCUCCUCACCGUCGGCACAGGUGGCAACAUCGCGUCUGCCAAACUAAUCGAUCGAGUCGAGGCCGGUUUCUUAUCGCCGGGAUCAUCUCGCAAGCGCAAACGCGACGCAUCAUGCGACGACAAUUUCGGCGGUCAAUACUCAUGCGUGCAUCGACACCAGCAUCGCCAUCGCGCUACACCUGAUGGACAUUACCCUACACGUUAUGACCUUGCACAUACCGGUAUGCCCGCUUCUAAACGACGUACCUCGUUCGCGGCAUGUAUAGUUGAUCUUAAGAUUCCUGAGCUGAGUACGCGAGAGGGAAGAUGGGUUGAUAAUUGUUUUUGA
Messenger RNA from Aspergillus candidus, 2100 nucleotides. RefSeq lists its product as uncharacterized. Bases 1 to 2100 code for a protein of 699 amino acids. Lineage: Eukaryota; Fungi; Ascomycota; Eurotiomycetes; Eurotiales; Aspergillaceae. The transcript has a single exon. The record is from RefSeq and is a predicted model, not a curated record.